UAUUUACUGAUGGACGCGUUUCCAUUACAGGAUAUUGCAGCAUGAAGAAGGAGCAAGUUUUCAACUGUCAGUUUUCGGUUUGGUAUCCGAUAUUCAAAAAACAUACGAUUAAAAGUCUGAUUCUCCCAUUACCUCAGAAUGUAAUAGACUAUUUACUGGACGAUGGGACACUGGUAGUCUCUGGGAGUGACCAUAACACACAGCAGACACACACAAACAACAGCGACUCAGAUGCAGAGGAAGACAUUCAGUGGUCAGAUGAUGAGACAACCACCACUGUCACAGCUCCAGAGUUCCCAGAAUUCACCUCUAAAGUGCUGGAGGCCAUAAAUGCCCUGGGUGGACGCAUCUUUCCCAAACUCAACUGGAGCGCUCCUCGGGAUGCUAACUGGAUUGCUCUGAACAGUUCCCUGCAGUGUCACAACCUCAGUGAUAUAUUUCUGCUCUUCAAAAGUUCAGACUUCAUCACCCACGACCUCACGCAGCCAUUCCUUCAAUGUAGUGACCAGGACUCCCCAGAUCCAGUCAUCAAAUAUGAGCUGGUCCUGAGAAAGUGGAGCGAGCUGAUUCCUGGAGGAGAGUUUCGCUGCUUCGUCAGAGAAAACAAACUGAUCGCUAUCUCCCAGAGAGACUACACUCAGUAUUACCAGCACAUCUUGAAGCAGGAGGAGCAGAUCUGUCAGGCCAUACAGGGGUUCUUCAGCCAGCACAUCCAGUACAACUUCCUGGACGAGGACUUUGUGUUUGAUGUCUACAGAGACAGCCAGGGGAGGGUGUGGCUGAUCGACCUGAACCCGUUUGGAGAGGUGACAGACUCGCUGCUGUUCAGCUGGGAGGAGCUGACGUCUGGAGGAGAAAUCGCCCACCAGCAGGAGGGCCCGGCGUUCCGCUACACCACCAGCGAGGUGACGGUGCAGCCCAGUCCCUGUCUGAGCUACAGAAUCCCACGGGACUUUGUGGACCUCUCUACCGGAGAAGACGCUUACAAACUCAUCGACUUCCUCAAACUGAAGAAAAGCCAGCAGGAAGAGUCUGAGGAGGAGGAAGAGGAGGAGAACACUCCACAGUGACACGGUUCCCCUGAAACCUGAAGAAGAGCUGCUAGCAUCACCAGUCCUCCACAUAAUGUUUUCUGCAUGAAGUGACUCUUUAUCCUCUGUCCUGUUUGAGCUUUCUUUUUUUAUUUUUUAUUUCAGCCUGUUCUCUCUCACGCUCUCCUGGUAACGGUACGUGGUGUACCCCUGGUUUCUUGAAUAGCUCUCUCGCGUUAGUUUAAUGGAGCAUGUUAAAUUAACGGAUCGUGUUAACGGCUCUUUGAGGAUUCAUUUCAUUUUCUGUCGACUUGCUCUCUGCCUCCGACGCUGCUGAGAGCUGUCUCGCCGAUCGUAAUGGUUCUGUGAGAUGAGGGGAGGGAAGCCUCGGCACUGUCAAAUGGUCUGUUGUUUCAGUUUUGGUGAAGUGAUUUGUUAUUCGUGAUUGGGGGUGGGGGGGGUUUGUGUAACUGCAGGGGGAUGUGUUCACUUACGCUGUAAAGAAUGCCUGCUUUUAUACUUUAACAUAGAUGUGUGUAUAUUAGUUUAUGUAUCUUAAUUUCUGCCUAAACGUCGUCUCUGGAUUUAAAAUGAACUUGUCCACACACACGUUGGGUCGUUCGUCUGUGUUUGUGUUGUGAGGCUGUGACAGACUUAACACUAAAGCCAUUCAUCACUCAGUCACCUUUAAUUUUUCUUCCCAGCCAUCUCUGUCCCCACCCCCCCCCUUCCCCCUCCCCACCCCCACCCCUGCCAAUUUCCUCUGAGCAGUUUUGACACGCUCAUUGCUCCAAGCCACUCCGGGCACUCUUUUCAAGUCCUGUUUUUCCCAUCAUGCAUCGCUGUAGACUGUUGCUCCAAAGAACACCAUUAAAUUUCUUGUCGUGUA
Toxotes jaculatrix (banded archerfish) is the source of this 1920-nucleotide messenger RNA. RefSeq names its product cell division cycle 123 homolog (S. cerevisiae) (gene cdc123). Lineage: Eukaryota; Metazoa; Chordata; Actinopteri; Toxotidae. The coding region runs from base 42 to 1070 and encodes 342 amino acids. Gene Ontology annotation, cellular component: cytoplasm. The record is from RefSeq and is a predicted model, not a curated record. The transcript has 13 exons.